Molecule: messenger RNA, 1480 nt
Organism: Monopterus albus (swamp eel)
Lineage: Eukaryota; Metazoa; Chordata; Actinopteri; Synbranchiformes; Synbranchidae
Product: zona pellucida sperm-binding protein 3-like
Exons: 4
Coding region: 168-869 (233 amino acids)
Biological process (GO): binding of sperm to zona pellucida; positive regulation of acrosome reaction; egg coat formation
Cellular component (GO): extracellular matrix
Molecular function (GO): acrosin binding
Source: RefSeq, a predicted model, not a curated record
AGGUGAUUUGAUUGGUCUGAAGUGGGAGGAUUAUCUGGACUGGCUCAGAUCUUCUGUGUUUUAUAUGGAAGGGUGUAUCAUUAUCUGUCUUACUGACUGGGUUGAGCAGGAGGUUUGUUCUGAUUCAUAUUUCCAAAAGUCUCCUGUUUUUAUGAGAGAAGUGCACAAUGGUAAUCGCAGGGCAUUCGGCUUCUCUGGCGCUGCUGCUUUCACUUGCUUUUGGUGUUGCACAUACCAUUCGAUCUUUGAAGGAUGGACCCAUGAUUGAUGCUGAAGGAAGACAAUAUAAAUCUGCAGUGUUAACUACUGGAGAAAACAGUGGGUCAGACUCCAGUGAUGAGACCGCUGUGCAUGUCCGAUGCACAGAAACAUCCAUGAUCAUUACGGUAAAGGCUGACCUGUUUAAAUAUGGACGUCUUGUCUCUGCUGGAGAGCUGUUUUUGGGAGAAGGUGAGCACACAGAGAGUAGUCAGUGCCAAGCUGUUGCAGUGACUGACACUGAACUUGUCAUCGAAGCUGGACUGCAGGACUGUGGCUCCAAAUUAACUAUGUCUGAGGACUUUGUGACCUACUCCAACCAGCUGAUGUUCUCACCUGCUACCAGUCACCAUGGCGUUACCAGGAUGAUCCGUGCUGUAGUCCCUGUUAACUGCCACUAUAAGAGGACGCACUUUGUGAGCAGUUACCCUCAGCAGCCUCUGGUCCUCUCCGCUUCUGCAAAGUAUUCUGCUUUCUCCUUAAAGCUGAUGACUGGUGACUGGAGAAGUGAAAUGUCUUCUACGUUUGAGACCUCCUGCACCUUGAGACUUCUUACACUGGUCCUGAUGCAGAACAAAGACUACUCUUUGACAGCUACGUUGCCACUCUGACACCAGAUGCAACAUCAGUCCCCAGAUACUACUUUGUUGAAAACUAUGGGUAAGAGGUUCAGCUACAUGUUUAUGUGCCACUUGACUAUAAAUGAGCCACACAAAUGUGACUCAAGCACAGGAAUAAAUCAGUCAUUUGUAGUUGGAUAGUGCAUGCUGAGCUACUCCAAUGGUCUUUGUCAUCUCUGUGAAAAUGAUCUGCCAGAUAUGUCACCGAUGCAAAAGAGGAAGGAUCUUUAGAAUAUGUACAUCAAAAUAUAGCCAUGUUUUGCUAUCCAAAUGAAAUUCAUUUGCUUUGUGUUGAACCUGUCAUAUUGAAACAAGUACUUUAGUUUGUUGCCUUUUAAGGGAUUGCCUAUACAUGUGUAAUAUAAUAGACUACUGUUCAAUCAGAUAAUGAUGUGUACUCUUGGAUAUGAUGGUGUUAUGCUAAAGCUGGUCACUCCUUGAGCUGCACCCAGUCUGAAGAGGAUACUGGAGACGAUCAGGUCUGCUUUCUUUUUCUUCUGGGGCCUCUUUGUUGUCUGUUUUAGCAGAUUUCUUUAAUUCACUUUAUCCUAUUUAACCACUCUACUGUAGCUUUUAAAUUUUUAAUAAAGUACUCUACUUUC